CAACUGCAGUGUGACCAAGCCCCAUUUCUACCCCCUGCCUUAGAUAGCCAGGGUCAUGGACACGUGCAGGUGUCUGAUGUGUGCAGGGAGCUCCUGACCCUUGAACCCAGGACCUCCUUAUGUGGCUUCAGAAUUGCAGAGCAUCGUAUUACCACUACAGCAUUGUGACUGACCAGUUCUUCAUAUUUUAAUUGAGCGUUAUAUCUCUGAAAGACCUCUGGGCAUCUCUACAUUGGUGUCUUACUCAGUAUCCUUAAAAGCAAACUCAAAUGAUUCCAUUUAUGUUAAAAGAUGCACUAUAGGGCCAGCGAGUGGUACGAAGGUUAACACACUGGAUCCCACAUGGCCACCUCCGCAGUCUGAGUCCUGGGCCUGUCUGCCUGAAAAACACACUGGACACGUGUGUGAGCCCACAGUCCAGAGAGAAGUAUAGAGAAGAGAUUGUGGUGUGGCCAUCUCCCCUGAGUUCCAGAUGGCUCAGCAGUGCUUCCAGAAUGAGUAUUUUGACAGCUUGCUGCACGCUUGCAAACCUUGUCACCUCCGAUGUUUCCAUACCCCUCCUCCAACGUGCCAACGUUACUGUAACGCAGGUAUGACCAACUCAGUGAAAGGAACAAAUAUGAUUCUUUGGACCUGUUUGGGCCUGAGCUUGAUAGUUUCUUUGGCAGUUUUCGUACUAAUGUUCUUGCUAAGGAAGAUGAGCUCGCAACCAUUAAAGGAUGAAUUUAAAAACACAGGAUCGAUUUUCCUGGAUGUGGCUAAUGCUGACCUGGACAACAGCAGAACUGAUAAAAUUCUUCUUCCCAGUGGCCUGGGGUACACGGUAGAAGAAUGUACCUGUGAAGACUGUGUCAAACCAAAGGUUGAUUUUGAUCAUUUCUUUCCACUUCCAGCCAUGGAGGAAGGCGCAACCAUUCUUGUCACCACAAAGACCAAUGACUACUGCAAUUGCAUGCCAGGUGCUUUGAGUGUUACAGAGAUAGAAAAAUCAUUGUCUACUAGAUAAUGAACUGUUUUGACUGUUGUAAAGCUCCUUUGAAAAUCUUUCAUCAGAAGGAAAAAGAAGCUACAUCAUUUUUCUUUAGGAAGGCUGUUCUUAUCAGCUGCUGAUACGGCUGUAGCUCUGCUAAUUCUAUAAACUCUAUGUUAGACACACUUUCUACUGAUGGGGGCUUACCUGUGGGAACUUCCAUAGUUUCAUGAUUAAAUUCUUGACUCAAAGAAAAAAAGGUACUGCAAUAUGUAGAUCCCAUAGUUGCCAGCUUCUAUGGGUAGAUCACUUCUCUAUUGUAUAGACAAAUAUACAUUUUGGAACGGAGUGGAUUUUUUUCUUUAUUUGUGAAGAAAAGCAAGGUUAUCUUAUGUACUUUUGUGACUAGGAGAAACCCAGAGUCAGCCAGACUAAGUCAGUGUGCAAUGCAUAGGUGGUUCUUAUCCUUCUGAGCUUCUAGCUUAAUUAAGGAGGCAUCAGAUAUUAUUAUAAUCAUACAAAUAAAUUUCUAAUUGCAAACUGUGAUAAUGGUGUACUAUAUACUGUUUUCACUCCAAAUAUGAGUGUACAACAUUAAUCAUAGGCAUAGGUAAUACUUACACAGCAUUACUAAUGUGCUAGGGACUGCUUUUUAAAAAAAUUUUAAAAA
This is a messenger RNA of Tupaia belangeri chinensis (Chinese tree shrew), 1640 nucleotides long. RefSeq names its product TNF receptor superfamily member 17 (gene TNFRSF17). The record is from RefSeq and is a predicted model, not a curated record. Bases 473 to 1006 code for a protein of 177 amino acids. Lineage: Eukaryota; Metazoa; Chordata; Mammalia; Scandentia; Tupaiidae. Gene Ontology annotation, biological process: tumor necrosis factor-mediated signaling pathway. Gene Ontology annotation, molecular function: signaling receptor activity. The transcript is spliced from 4 exons.